UCAGAGAGAGUCUAUGAUGUCAUCUUGUGGCAGAGACAAGACUGCUGGAGUGCGUGUGAGCAACCUGUCACAGAACACCAAAGGACAGGAUUUGCAUGAUCUGUUCCGCCCCUUUGGAGACAUCCACCGUGUCUUCUUGGCCAAAAACAAGAAAACUGGCCAGUCCAAGGGCUUUGCUUUCAUCAAUUUCAGGAGAUGGGAAGAUGCUGCUAAGGCUAUACAAGGUCUUAAUGGAUAUACUUAUGACCAUCAGAUUCUGUGUGUUAAAUGGUCCAAACCUUCUUCUGGUACCAGUGAGACUAUAGAUAAGUAAUUAAAGAUUAAACAAGCAUUAAUAUAAUUUGUUAAAGUCACAGGCUGAAGAAAUUGUGUGUACUACUGCAUGCUCAAGCACCUGGUCCAGUAUUAUGAUCCUGCAGGAAAUACUAUACAUGAUGAUUGAUGUGAGAAAUUAUUUUAAAUACAGAUUUGCAUUGUAAAACAUGCCCUGAUUUUAUUAUAAAGUGAAAUAUAUUGUGUUUAUUAAAUGUACUUAAUUUUUUAUAAGUUUGGUUCUAUUAAAUUCAAUUUCCAUAACA
Messenger RNA from Penaeus monodon (black tiger shrimp), 578 nucleotides. Its product is annotated as eukaryotic translation initiation factor 3 subunit G-like. Lineage: Eukaryota; Metazoa; Arthropoda; Malacostraca; Decapoda; Penaeidae. The record is from RefSeq and is a predicted model, not a curated record. The transcript is spliced from 4 exons. The coding region runs from base 14 to 313 and encodes 99 amino acids. Gene Ontology annotation, molecular function: RNA binding.